AGCGGGUUUUGAAAAGGCGGGCCAUGGAACCCGAUCGAGUACCGAAACUGAGGGUGGACAGUGAUAUGUUUAUGAACUCAGACCCGGGCUUUGAAACAGUUUUUAGCGAACAGCUAGCCGUAUCAGUCGUAGAAGAGACAAGCGAAUAUAAAAUUUACUGUAAUCUCAAAGUUGAAGUAAAUAAAAACCAGCCGCCACCGAAGGAAAAGGUAAUUGCUGUGAAAAUCGUGGGAAUAAGCAAUCCUUUCUUUGUGUACAAGGGCAUAAUGACUGCAGCUGACUAUGAAAAUAUCAAAACUGAACAUUGUCUCUUUGUUGAUUUUACUAAGUUUAUUGAAGUAUUUUUGAAUUUGUUGAGACAGUGUUUACACUCAGACCAAGGAAGUACACUCAGGUAUGUUCUGCGUAUUGAAGAGAACAUUAUGUAUGAGAAAAGAGAAACUUUGCUUAAAAUUAUCGAGAUAAAUGACUUGAGGCAGAUGACUCACCUUUACAUUAAAAUACAAAAAUGUUCAGAAGAUGAAGUCAAGAAGAUUGUCACAGACAGAAUAAACUUGCUGCAGGAGGAAAGAAGAAAAUUCAUGCUCAAAAUGGAAGACUAUGACUCAAAAAUAUUGCAGUUUGAGGCUGAAAUCAUCCUACAGAAAGCAAAGACUGAUGAAAUUAUUCAUGAAUAUGAGAAGAAGAUGUCACAGAUAUCAGAGAACCAUGCAAAAGACCUGGCUGCGGAAAGAGAGAGGACUCAACAUUUACUUGCUGAGAGAGAGAAACAGUACCAGGGAGAAUUAAAUGUUAAAGAUGAAGAGAUGCAAACCAAGAAAAUUUAUUGGGAACGUCAAGUUAAUGAAGGGUCUGCACUUCUGACCAAAGCACACGCGCAGAUUGGUUUGUUGGCAGUACAUGAAAAGUCUCUACGGAAAUCUCUGGAAGAGCGUGAAAGUGAGGUGUCUGAACUGAAAAGAGUAAAUUCUCAGUUAGUAAAUGAUAUUGAUACAGUGAAAGGACAUAUGGAGCGCAAGGAAACAGAAUUACGAAAGAUUGCCCUUAACUACAAGGAAGUACUCCAAGAUUUUAUGGACGUGUCAUCUCGGACCGCCGAUCAGGAAAGAAGACUGAGCAAACUGGAGAAAGAAAAUGAAGUGAUGCGCCAAAAAAUUGAUAAAUACAAGAAAGAACAAGUUGACAAAAUGGAUACCAUUGAAGCACUGAAGAAACAGUUAUCCACAGCAAAGAACCACCUAACUGAAGGCAAACAGAAAUAUAUAAGCCUUGUUGACAAAUGUGAGAAAGCUGCAGAGCUAAUGAGCAGUCAGGAGAAGGCCUUGGAAGAUAUGAAGAAACUUUUGUCAGAUUAUCAAAAAGAGAAGGAAGAUAUUGUGAAAGAGAAUAAAUCUCUGACUGCAACUGUUAAGGAACUGAGAGAAACAAUAGAAAGCAUGAAAAUGGAGUUAACUGAGAAGGAUAACAACUUGAAAAGCUCAGAAAGUGUGAUUUCGUAUUUGACGAAGCAGGUGAAGAAUACAAAGCUAUCUGAUCCCAACACAGGACUUCAUAUGACAAGCAGUGCAGCUCUGAAACAAAGUAGGCUACCGCUGAGCCACCAGCAUUCAUAUGUGCCUACACCCUCUUCAUCCGACAUACUUUCUCUGGGUUCACUCAGCAUAUCAGGUGCUACAGGAUACCUGCAUCAGCAACAGCAGCAGUUAUCUGCACAGGCUCCACCAGUACCCCACAUCGCAUCUAUUACAACAUCGUCUUCUACACAACCAAGUGCAAUUGGGUCAGCAGCAGCAGCAACAGCAGCAGCAGUCACAGCUUCUUCAUAUUUUUCAAAGAAGAAGAGUGAUUCCACUUAAGUCAAAAAUUCUUUGCACAUAAAAAAACUAGUACCUGACUGUUUCAGAUCUGUGAUAUUUUACUGUUUUUGUUAAGUAGUAAUGAAUUCUAACAACAUUACUUUGUUCCAUACUGAUGAUUGUGCUAAUUGAUUAUAUAAUGUAUUAUGUGUGUGGGCACAUGCACACUGUGUGUGUGUGUGUGUGUGUGUGUG
Molecule: messenger RNA, 2050 nt
Organism: Schistocerca americana (American grasshopper)
Lineage: Eukaryota; Metazoa; Arthropoda; Insecta; Orthoptera; Acrididae
Product: spindle assembly abnormal protein 6 homolog
Exons: 12
Coding region: 24-1856 (610 amino acids)
Biological process (GO): centriole replication
Cellular component (GO): centrosome; centriole
Source: RefSeq, a predicted model, not a curated record